UAAAAACCCACACUUUUCGCCAUUGAAACCUAAAACCCAGCAGAAGUAAGCAAAGAAAUUCAGGCAAAAUGGGUAGCAACCAAGCCGCAGUCUCUUUCUUGACCAACCUCGCACGCGCCGCUUUUGGUCUCGGCGCUGGCGCCACUGUCCUCAACGCUUCUAUGUACACAGUCGACGGCGGCCAAAGAGCGGUGAUAUUUGACCGUCUAAGGGGAGUAUUGGAAAAAACGGCCGAUGAAGGAACUCACUUUUUGAUCCCAUGGCUCCAGAAACCUUUCAUCUAUGAUAUCCGCAUGAAGCCCCAUACCUUCUCAUCUGUCUCUGGAACUAAGGAUCUCCAAAUGGUUAAUCUUACCCUUCGAGUUCUUUCUAAACCUAAGGUGGAGAAACUUCCUGAAAUUUAUCAACACCUUGGUCUAGAGUAUGAUGAGAAAGUGCUUCCCUCCAUUGGCAAUGAGGUCUUGAAAGCUGUGGUUGCACAGUUCAAUGCUGAUCAGCUUCUCACCGAGCGUCCCCAAGUGUCGGCCUUGGUCCGGAAUUCUCUGACACAGCGUGCAAGGGACUUCAACAUUGAGCUAGCCGAUGUUGCAAUCACGCAUUUGUCAUAUGGUUCUGAGUUCUCGAGGGCAGUGGAGCAGAAACAGGUGGCACAACAGGAGGCAGAGAGGUCGAAGUAUGUUGUGGCAAAAGCUGAUCAGGAGAGGAGGGCUGCUAUCAUCCGUGCAGAAGGAGAAAGCGAGGCUGCAAAGUUGAUUUCUGAAGCAACUGCAACUGCUGGUAUGGGGCUGAUUGAGCUGAGGAGGAUCGAAGCAUCGAGGGAAAUCGCUGCAACUCUUGCGAGGUCACCGAAUGUGGCAUACCUGCCUGGUGGUCAGAACAUGCUUCUUGCUAUGAACCCAUCGAGGCCUUGACAGCUGCUUGAGUGAUGGUAAUUUUCAUACCCCAUAAAUGUUUUAAGUGUGUAUUUGCUGACAUUGUUGUCUUCAUGUUGGUGGAAACCAUCACUUGAACUUGCUGAAAAUGUCUUGAUGUUAAAACAAGGAGGUUACUUACUAUUUGUCUUCCAA
Molecule: messenger RNA, 1067 nt
Organism: Gossypium raimondii (Peruvian cotton)
Lineage: Eukaryota; Viridiplantae; Streptophyta; Magnoliopsida; Malvales; Malvaceae
Product: prohibitin-3, mitochondrial
Exons: 2
Coding region: 69-911 (280 amino acids)
Biological process (GO): mitochondrion organization
Cellular component (GO): mitochondrion; membrane
Source: RefSeq, a predicted model, not a curated record